UCCAGGUUGCAACUUUAGCUCAUACUGGGCUAUCGUAGGGUGUACGGUAAAUGGGCUCUUACAAGUUUCUAACAAUGUUUCUUGUUUUGCUGACUCACUGAGGGAGUGCAUGGAUCAGAUGGUCUUCCGCAGUGAUACCGUGCUGUCCGACGUCCACCUGCUCUUGCCCAACAGAGGCCACCUUAUGGUCCACCUCAAUGUGGCAGGACAGCCAGUUUUUGCUUCACGGUUUAAGAUUUUGCGGGACUGCAAGACUCAGGAUUUUGGCCAUGGUUCAACCACAGCUGAACAGGAGGAAAAAACAAGCCAUGCUUCCGGAGAGCUGGGAAGAGAUGAAAAAAAGAUGGAGAGGGGAGAGGAGGAGGAGGGGAACAACCUAGAAGCCCAGAGGUCACCAAAGGUUCCCUUGGAUGAAGAUGGUGAUCUAGAUGUGGUCAGGAGGCCCGCGGAGAGGGUCCCAACAGAGCUAUGCCUGAGAAACCGAGACAUAAUGUAUCCCACAAUCCUCAGCAGGACGGAGCCAGAUGCCACAGAGGAGGAGCAGGUGGAAGAAGAAGAGUGCCCCAGAGAUGUCAUUAAGAUCGAGCAUACCAUGGCCACACCUUUGGAAGAUGUUGGAAAGCAGGUGUGGCGUGGUGGUCUCCUUCUAGCCGACUUCAUCCUUUCUCAGCUUGAAAUGUUCAGAGGGGCUACUGUUCUUGAGUUGGGCGCUGGCACAGGUUUGACCAGUCUCGUCAUGGCAAUGGUGGCCAAGAGAGUCUACUGCACAGAUGUUGGUCAUGACCUUCUGACCAUGUGUCAAAGGAAUAUAAUGUUGAACACACACCUUUUGGACUCUGGGGAAGGUGAAGUUAAAGUGCGUGAAUUGGACUGGCUGUGGGACGAUUUCUGCACAGAUACAAACUCUGAGUUUGGUUGGUCUGAAGAGGAAGUAGCUGACCUGCAUGACAACGCCACUGUCCUGUUUGCAGCAGAUGCAGUGUGCUACGAUGACAACCUCACCGAUAGCCUGUUCCGGACACUGUACAGAAUCUCCAGCAAUCUUUGCAACCCAGGAACCAUCUACCUGUGCAUAGAAAAACGGCUGAACUUCACAAUCAGACACCUGAAUGUCACAUGUGAAGCCUACGACUAUUUCCGCCACUCUCUAGACAACUUGCAGGAUCUGGUGGAUGGCAAGAUGAGGUUUACUGUAGAGCAACUGGAAACCUGCUUCCCACAGUUCCUUCAGUACGAGAGAGUAGAUCAGUUGGAGUUGUGGAAAGUGACAGCUUCCCAUCUUUAAUCUAGGAAGUCAAGUGGUAUCUCACACACAGCUGGAUUCACCCCAGUGAACACCUGUCUCACAAUUAAAUGACCAGACAUUGACAGUAAAUGGCGAAGCGGCAAACUAUUUUGGUUUGAAAAUAGUGUGUUUCUGCUGGGUACAAUUAUUUCUCCAUCCUGGUUUUAUUUGUUGUAUUGUUUUAGGAGACUUUAGAAGCAUGAUUCUGGUAAUAACUUAGAAGCUUUUAUUUUUUUGGAACUUUUCUAGUCACAGUGUUAGUCAUGAGUGGUCUUUCCAGAUCUGCUAAGAUUAAUGAUUAUAAGAUUUUUCACAUCUUCCAUUAAGAAAUGUACAUAUCAUACUAAAAUUAUGGAGUCAACAAUAUACACUGGCUAGAUAA
This is a messenger RNA of Scleropages formosus (Asian bonytongue), 1667 nucleotides long. It is a transcript of the gene mettl22, whose product is annotated as methyltransferase 22, Kin17 lysine. The transcript has 11 exons. Gene Ontology annotation, biological process: protein methylation. Gene Ontology annotation, cellular component: nucleus. Bases 110 to 1285 code for a protein of 391 amino acids. Gene Ontology annotation, molecular function: protein methyltransferase activity. Lineage: Eukaryota; Metazoa; Chordata; Actinopteri; Osteoglossiformes; Osteoglossidae. The record is from RefSeq and is a predicted model, not a curated record.